Messenger RNA from Ornithodoros turicata, 786 nucleotides. RefSeq lists its product as uncharacterized. Gene Ontology annotation, molecular function: nucleic acid binding. Gene Ontology annotation, biological process: DNA integration. NCBI's taxonomy places the organism in Eukaryota, Metazoa, Arthropoda, Arachnida, Ixodida, Argasidae. The transcript has 2 exons. Bases 1 to 786 code for a protein of 261 amino acids. The record is from RefSeq and is a predicted model, not a curated record.
AUGGCAGACGCCACCGCCGAGACAGUCGCCAACACCUUCGUCGCUUCAUGGGUCUCUCGGUUCGGCGUGCCGUCCCAGGUCACUACGGACCGGGGCCCACAGUUCGAGAGCCGUUUAUUCAAGGGCCUCACCGACAUCCUCGGGACAACUCGCGUCCGAACGACAUCCUAUCACCCUGCAUCCAACGGCCUCGUAGAGCGCCUUCAUCGCCACUUGAAGGCCGCCCUCGUCGCUCACGAAGAUAGGGCACACUGGGUACACCACCUGCCUUUGGUGCUCCUCGGCAUCCGCGCAGCCGUCAAGACCGACAUCGGCCGAUUUCUUCGUCCCGACCCAUCCCCAUCCCUCUACCUGGACCGCCUUCAUCAGUUUUUCAACACACUCCGACCCGUUGCCACCCGCGCUUCCUCCACCCGCCGUGCUCACGUCCCCCAAGACCUGUCAUCCGCAACGCACGUGUUCCUGUGCACGGACGCCAUGCGGAAGUCGCUCACGCCGCCCUAUUCCAGUCCACAUCCCGUCCUCGGCCGCCACGGCAAGAACUUACGCAUCUCUAUCAACGGCCGAGAGGACGUGGUUGCCGUCGACAGAUUGAAGCCGGCCUACAUGGACCUUGCCACCGUCGACUCCUACACCACUGAUUCCUCAGCCUGGAACCGUUCCCCUCCCACGCUUGGUGUCCAGGCAUCCGCCAACCCUUCCCCUUUAUGCCCGAAGCCCACCGAGAAACACGUCACGUGGGCCGACAGCUUCAAGCUGCCACUAGCGGGGGGGGGGGGCAUGUAG